UGUUAGUUAUUGUAUCGAUUAGUCUCUAUGGCUCUAUGUAUUUAACUGUCAAAUGUCAAUUACAAAGUGUCUACUGUCUAUUGAUUCUGCAAACUAUCAACACCGUUCAUCAUUUCUAUACGUCUGUCAUUAAAAAAAAAACAAACUAAAUAAACAUUAAUUAAAUCUAUAUAGAAUAUAAAUACAAUUAAAAAAAAAAACUCUAAAAACUUAAGAUUUUAGAUUUGUAACAAAUACAUUACAAAGUUAAAAUAAUUACAUAAAUCCACUUAUUUUUUAUUUCAAUUUAAUUUUCUUGGCUAUAAGAGAUGUUAUAAAUUGCACAGUUUGCACUUCUGUUUCACAAUGACUAUGUCUGGUGAUGGUAUAGCUGGGGGCUCGCAAGUAGUCCUCGUCACAGGAGGGUAUGACCAUACUAUAAAGCUAUGGCAAGCACAUAGCGGCGUGUGCUUAAGAACGAUGCAACAUCCUGACUCGCAAGUCAACGAUUUAGAAAUUAACCCAAGUGGUCAAAUGGUAGCAGCAUGUGGUUAUCAGCAUAUAAGAAUGUAUGAUUUAGCUAGCGCCAACCCUGACCCUGUUAUGAACUUUGAGGGAGUCACAAAGAAUGUCUCCCGAGUUGGAUUUCAGGAGAAUGGCCAAUGGAUGUACACAGGUGGAGAAGAUUGCACCGCCAGAAUAUGGGAUUUAAGAGCUGGCCGACAAUUCCAGUGCCAGAGGAUAUUCCAAGUGCCUGCACCGGUGAAUGCAGUGGUAUUACAUCCAGACCAGUCACAGAUUAUGGUUGGGGGCCAGACUGGGAUUAUACACAUAUGGGAUCUCAAGACUGAUCAUAACGAACAACUUAUACCAGAAGCAGAAGCGUCCAUCCAGGACAUAGCAAUCGACCCGUCCGGGCGGCUGAUGGCGGCGGUGAACAACAAGGGUAGCUGCUACGUGUGGGCGCUGGAGGGCACUCCCGCCCGCCCCGUACCGCGCAAGCACCUCGUCGCGCAUCAUAAGUACGCGCUGCGGUGCAAGUUCAGCGCGGACUCCUCUAUGCUAGUGACGACGUCCGGUGACUGCUCGGCGCGGGUGUGGCGCACCCGCGACUGGUCGCUGGCGCGCGAGCUGCGCCACGACACCCAGCGCUGGGUGUGGGACGCGGCCUUCACUAUCGACUCGCGGUAUUUGUUCACAGGUUCUUCGGACAGCUACGCGCGGUUGUGGGAUCUCGAAAAAGGAACUCUGGAGAGAGAGUACUGCGGUCAUCAGAAACCUAUCACAGCUCUUGCUUUUCGCGAUCAACCUGUUUAAAUAUUAUUUAAACCUUAAUCAUAGGUACCUCAGUUGAAUGUUGAACCUGCGAAAUAGAAAAAUUUGCCGUAUUUGUAAUAAUUUUGUAUUGUUGGGUUUACGAAAUUGUUAAAUAUAACAUACUAUAACAUGUACCCUUGGUUUCUAUGUGAAAAAAAUUUUAUUGGUUAUUUAAUUUGACAGAAUUAUACGAGUACUGACGUUGUUGUUUAUGGAAACUGAAACGUUGUUGGUUUUAAAUAAAAUGAAAUGAAGUUGUGUUCAUAUUAUUAACCAAUAAAAAAUACGAUCAUUACUUUGUGUAAAGGAUCGUCACUACUAGGUUAAGAAAACUCAGUCUAGAUUACAUUGACGUUUUGUUCUUGCAUUUAUUGUAUAAAUAUUUCUAUCUAAUGUAAAUACCUACCGUUUUUGUAAUGAAGAAUAUCUUGACAUA
Messenger RNA from Zerene cesonia (dogface butterfly), 1732 nucleotides. RefSeq names its product target of rapamycin complex subunit lst8 (gene Lst8). Gene Ontology annotation, molecular function: protein binding. Gene Ontology annotation, cellular component: TORC2 complex; TORC1 complex. The transcript is spliced from 7 exons. Lineage: Eukaryota; Metazoa; Arthropoda; Insecta; Lepidoptera; Pieridae. The record is from RefSeq and is a predicted model, not a curated record. Gene Ontology annotation, biological process: TOR signaling; regulation of actin cytoskeleton organization. Bases 346 to 1296 code for a protein of 316 amino acids.